CAACCCCUGUGCCUGUCUGUCAAAAUCUGUCCAAAGUUCGGCACAUCUGCACAACCCCUGUUAUCAAGGCAAGCAAUCCAAAAGCGGCUUAGCGCCUGAUCGGCGCGCUCCUCAGUUGGCACUCCUUGGGACGAGUUCUCUCUGGGCGGGUAAGCAAGCUACAUACAUCUUGGGACCGAGACUGUCCUUUGUUCGCGGCCGAAGAGCGCGCGCCCUGGGGUCUCUUUACGCGCUUGAGAGAGCGGGGGAAUGAAAAUCGGAGUUCCCCAUUUUGGGCGAAGCGCAUACUCCGCCGUAUUCCUGCCACUCAGCGGCCGGCGUGGUUGGCUCAUGGCUUCUCCGUUCUGCUUCGCUCGAGCAAAAUUGACGUUCAAGACUCAAGCAUUGAAUGUUGACCGAGUGGGACGGCAAGUGACAGGCGCAACAGGAGCUGGCCCGCGGGCAGGGUACCAGGGAGCACACCGAGACGAGCGUAUAUAUUCAUACCCCUCUCAUAGCAUACGCCUCGCCACUCAAAUCUCCUCCCUGAUAGGUCGGAGCUACUCCGCUCUGGCACCGAAGACAGGAGUAGGCUUCCCGGUCGGGGGCCACUCCGGUCAAGAGGUUCGGAGGGUCUUCACUUUCCUCCUGACAACAACGUACUGCCGUUGUUCAAGUUCUGGAAUGCCCACACAUCCAUUGUACAUCUCAUUGCGGAUCUUGAUGGAUGACGCCGCACCCGAGAGAAGGGAGCCUCGCCCUGAGCGAAGCCCGCAUGCAAACCGGCGGAACCAUACCACCAUUAGGUCCAAGUCCCCGUGUUGGGCGAGGUGGAGAGGUGGUGUAGUGGGGAGGAGGGGGAGGAAAUGGAGGUUAGCGGAAAGGUGAGACGUGGGCCGGGUUGCACUCGGGAAGAAUGGAUGGGACACUGAGGGAGAGUUGGAGGGGUUCUAUUUCUCUUUUCGUUUUCGUUCUAAACACG
Molecule: messenger RNA, 961 nt
Organism: Parathielavia appendiculata
Lineage: Eukaryota; Fungi; Ascomycota; Sordariomycetes; Sordariales; Chaetomiaceae
Exons: 1
Coding region: 250-867 (205 amino acids)
Source: RefSeq, a predicted model, not a curated record